CUCCUCUUUCCUUGAUUUGAACCAAAGAGAACUUAAUUGUUGAAUUUUAUAAGCAAGUUGCGUUUUCAGCAGCUUAAUUUGAAUGAAAUAACACGUUGUACCAGAAGAAAUAAAAUAAAAUUAUUGACAUCGGUCCAUCGCCGAGAGUUCCGAAACAUUGUCUCUUCAUCUCUUCCUCCUUUCUUAGAAUCUUCUUCCCAGCAAAACCCAUCACCUCCAUCUCAAACUUCCCCAAAAAACACCCAUAUCUCACCACAAAUUCACACCAAUGUCACUCGUUUCUUUCGCCCUAACAGGCGCAGGUUUCAUCCUCAUAGGCUCUCUCCAAUCCCUCCUAACUUCCCAAUCCAACAAACUCAACAAACUCUUCCACAUCACUCUCUCAAUCUUCACCUCUUUCAUCACACUAUCCUCCAUCAUUUCGAUUCUCAUCUCCCACACCUCAAACGACGCCGUUGCGUUACCGCUUCAUCUCCAAACCCUACCAAUCUCAUCACUCUUCCUAAUCCACUCACUCCUCUCACUCUUUCUCCCUUUUCUCCCUUCGCCUCUGCUUAACCUAAUCAUCGCAUUCGGUUUCGCCGAAGAGUUUCUCUUGUUUUAUCUUCAACGAAAAGAUCCUACCGGAAUCGAGAAUCGGUAUUACGAUCUGUUGUUAGUUCCUAUUGCUGUUUGUGUUUUCUCUACUUUGCUUGAAUUGGGAUCUUACGAAUCGAAUGUCCCGAAAUUGGGACGGGGAAUCGGGCUUAUUUUGCAAGGGACUUGGUUUGUUCAAAUGGGAUUGUCUCUGUUUUCUUCCAAUUUUGUUGCGGAAGGGUGUAAUUUGCAUUCUGUUAGUAAAGGGAAUUAUAGUUUGAGAUGUAAGGGGCAUCCUGAGUAUCAUAGAGCUAGAGCGAUUGCGACGCUGCAGUUUAAUUGUCAUCUUGCUCUUAUGGUUGUUGUGCUUGUUGCUUUUUAUUCGUUUACUUGUGGCAAAAUCGGAGAUUUGGGUCGUAAUUCGACUGAGGGUUUGAAGUAUACGCCGCUUGGUGCUGAGAUGCAUUCUUUGGAGAAUUCCGUGGAGAAUUUUACGUUGGAUUCUGAUGAGGAGGAGGAGGAGGAGGAGGUUAAGGAUGGUAAUGCGGGUAGCGAGAAGGUGAUCAAUGGUGUUAAUGGUAAUUCUUCUUAUCAUUGAAACUUGAACUUGUUUGUUGUGUUUUAGAUUCGGGUAAAAGCAAUGGGAUGUGUUAGUUUACUUUGUGUAGAGGGGUUUUUGAUUUCUACUUUCUAGUUGGGUUUUGGGUGUAUCUUUGUAAUAUAAUGUUGUUGACUUCGAAUAAUAUAUGUGAUUUCUAGUAGUGUUGAUAAGUGUGGAUCAUAGAAAACAACAGGUUUUUUCAAGUUCUGCUAUGCAA
Molecule: messenger RNA, 1394 nt
Organism: Vicia villosa (hairy vetch)
Lineage: Eukaryota; Viridiplantae; Streptophyta; Magnoliopsida; Fabales; Fabaceae
Exons: 1
Coding region: 269-1174 (301 amino acids)
Source: RefSeq, a predicted model, not a curated record